This is a messenger RNA of Eurytemora carolleeae, 2065 nucleotides long. Its product is annotated as Krueppel-like factor 3. Bases 380 to 988 code for a protein of 202 amino acids. The transcript has 2 exons. NCBI's taxonomy places the organism in Eukaryota, Metazoa, Arthropoda, Copepoda, Calanoida, Temoridae. Gene Ontology annotation, biological process: regulation of transcription by RNA polymerase II. Gene Ontology annotation, molecular function: DNA-binding transcription factor activity, RNA polymerase II-specific; RNA polymerase II cis-regulatory region sequence-specific DNA binding. The record is from RefSeq and is a predicted model, not a curated record.
GAAAGCUAUAAACCAGUGCACACUGAACAUUCUUUCUUUUAUUUUCAGUUUCUAAAUUUUCCUUUAUUAGGAAAGAAGAGCAUAUAUGUCGGGCGGAAGAUUGGCAAGCAAUAAAGAUUGGAGUGUGGGACUCGGUAUUCGUCCUUGUAGAUUGGAAUUGAACCAGGGCAGAGCAAGGUGGGGAGUCUAGGGAGUCUCAACCCAACCCUCACUUUCCCACUCCGGAUAUAUUAACCCGGGAAGAUGAUCUGAAGAGCGGGGAGGAGAUGCGUCCGAUACGGGCACAUCUCUCAAGUCUCAGUUGCAAUUCAGCCCUCGAGAUGCGUAGUCGUGCACACGCGCUCUAUAAUAAACUAUCUUUAUAACCAAGGAGAGAACCAUGGCGUUGGAUUUAAGCGUUCGGGGACAAAAUUGUGUUUAUUCUGACACAUUUUCACAAUUUCAUUCUAGACAUGAUUCCGAAUCUUUAAAACAAUCGAUUCAAACUGAAGAUUCAAACAAUAACAAUUCCUUGACAGCGAUUAAUCUCACAAAGCCGAAAGUUCAACAUGAUGAGAAUGAGAAUGAUCUUCAGUUGUCCCCCCAGCAGAUACAGCUGGACAUUGCUGCUCUGAACCUGCUGUGUCUAGCUAGGUUACAAGAAACAGCUGCUGUUCUAACAGGAAGACGACCUCUUCCAGCUCAUAUGAAUAGUUCCUCCUUCCCUCUAGUCACAAACUCAAACAGGAGAAAUCAUAAAUGUGAUGAACCUGGCUGUGAUAAGGUUUACACAAAGAGCUCUCAUCUUAAAGCUCACAAGAGAACACAUACUGGUGAGAAACCUUACUCCUGUAACUGGGACGGAUGUGAUUGGAAGUUUGCAAGAUCUGAUGAACUAACCAGACAUCAUAGAAAACAUACUGGGAUGAAACCGUUUAAAUGUCAUCUUUGUGAACGAACAUUUGCAAGAAGUGAUCACUUGUCCCUGCACAUGAAAAGACAUGUUUAACUGAGAGUAGUUAAUAGUUGUUAAUUAAAGGUUUAUUGAAGAUAAACCAUCCUUUUAAUCCUCGACCUCAUACUGUGCAGUGCUCAUCUGUAUUCAGGGGACAGUGAGGAAUUGAAUGCAAAGGAGGGGUUUAUUGGAGCUAAACACAUCUCCAGGUCGCAAUCAACACUGAAUACACUCAUCCACGAUCCAACCUUAGUUCAACCUUCCAUGGGUUCAACCUUAACUGCAACCUUCUCUGGAAUCAAUCUUUGUAUUUUGUUCCAACCUUCUAUUGAUCCAUUCUUAGUUUAAAGUUUCUCUUGAUCUAGCUUUAGUUCCAACCUGCCCUGGAUCAUACCUUAGUUCAAGCCUUAUCUGGAUCCAACACUACUUUAAAGUUUCUCAUGAUCCAGCCUUAGUUCAAACCUUCUCUGGAUCAAACCUUAGUUCAAGCCUUAUUUGGAUCCAACCUUAGUUUAAAGUUUCUCAUAAUCCAGGCUUAGUUCAAACCUUCUCUGGAUCAAACCUUAGUUCAAGCCUUAUUUGGAUCCAACCUUAGUUUAAAGUUUCUCAUGAUCCAGCCUUAGUUCAAACCUUCUCUGGAUCCAACCUUCUCUGGGUCUAUUCUUAGUUCAACCAAGUACUUACACCUUCUCCUACUUCAAUCUUCUUCUGGUCCAAACUUCUCCAGCUCACACUGUCUCCAGUUCCAACACUCCGAUCUUCUCCAAUUUUAAUUUUCUCCAGCUCCAACCUUCUCCAGUACUGAACUUUUCCAACCAUGCUCCAUCAUCCAAAAAUAUCCAGUUCUAACCAUCUUUCCGAUCAAAACCCCUCAAACAUUAAACCUUUUCCAACCUUCUCCAGAAUACUCAACCUAUACCUUAGACAAUCAGAUCCUCCUCCCUCAGCUCUGUAUGGUUUGGUAUACUUAGAUAUGAGUUUACCUAUCUGGCAAUAUUUAUAAUCAGAUCCUCCUCCCUCAGCUCUGUAUGGUUUGGUAUACUUAGAUAUGAGUCUACCUAUCUGGCAAUAUUUAUAAUAAUUUGUUACAUUACGAUAUAAUUUAUAAAUAAAUUUAUUCAUUAAGUUUAA